Salvia miltiorrhiza (redroot sage) is the source of this 2183-nucleotide messenger RNA. RefSeq lists its product as uncharacterized. The record is from RefSeq and is a predicted model, not a curated record. The transcript has 3 exons. NCBI's taxonomy places the organism in Eukaryota, Viridiplantae, Streptophyta, Magnoliopsida, Lamiales, Lamiaceae. Bases 622 to 2085 code for a protein of 487 amino acids.
UUGUAGUUGUUGUUUAUUGCCUUUUUUGUCGUUUCAUUUGGUUAAAUUUGCAGAUCUGAAGUGUAAUUGAUAAUAUUUCAAUUUUCGGUGCAUACACCAGACAUUAAUAUGUUCCUCGAGUUCGUCUAUUUUAUGGAGUUUUAUUGAAAUUAAAUUUAAUUGAAGACUCAUGAUUGGAUGUAGCCUUCAUUUGACUUCCUUAAACUUGAUAUUUUUCAUAAUCAGCAUUAGAUAGUUUCAUAACUUUUAAAAUUUCGUGCUUGGUUACAUAAGAUGCCACCAAAUUGACUUAUAUAAAAUUGAAGCAAUAGCUGUAGAUAACAACUCAUUCCUUCAAUUUUCUUUCUUUGGUGAUAAUUUGAUCAAAUUUCGGGUGAGUUAUUGGCUCCACAAUUGCAAGAAAUCUGUUUUCAAAUUUUGCAUAUUAUGUGUUUGACAAAAUGUUUGAGAGAACCCUGCGAAUUUUUCUUUACAUUCUUGAGAUUGUCUCUUACUGAUUCUUUUCUUCUUCUUUUUGUUGCAGGGAUUAAAGUAGAAGCUUGAGAUUAGAGCUGAGAUCAGAGCUGCUGCAGAACUUUGAUUUUCCUUCGACUUCUUUUCUUGAAAGAAAUCUGGUGAGGUAUGGAUUCAUGGAAAACGCCAGCGCACGGUGUCAUCGCCAGCUUUAACUUUACUCAAAUAGGAGCUGGCCAAUCGGUCCCAGCUGUGCAGACCGUUGGCAGCGCCACUCAGGCCAUCGCAGAGGGGUCUUCGGCCUCUCGUCGUCUCCAGCCUAGUCCUUUUCAACUUCGUGAUGAGGAACUGGAUGAUGAAGGUACAGAAGAAAGCAAUCCCCUGAUUCAGAGGAAACGAAGGGGUGAUCCGACGAAGCAACAACCCCAGCAAAAGAAGAAAAAGAGGGUCACGAGGCCGACGGUGCAGCCGAAAACCAUGCAACUGAUCUCAGAGGAUGUUGACUCUGCUGCUCGGUUGCUUGCUUCUCCUCCUCAUCCUCUCGGUGGCGAGACGACCUCUGGGGUGGGCAUCGCCCCUCGUGCCCUUGGAGAUCUGACUGGCGAAGAGUGUCGGUCUCAAAUGAUCGCCCAGAUCGCUCCGGCUGACCUCCAAGUUCGGGAGUCCUUGAGCCGCCAGCAAAUGGCAGAUGACCUUGUGCUGACGAUUGAGACGGCUAGGGUUGAGUGUCUGGCUCUUGCUCGAAGUCUCCUCCGUGCAGAGGGCGAGGUUCAGGCCAAAGAUAAGGAGUUCUUAGCGGCGCUAGCUCGGUGUACUCACGCCGAAGAAGAAUCUUGCCGUUUGCGAGAGGAGAAUGAGAGGUUGAAGGCUGAGAGAUUGUCCGUAGACACGGAGUUGGCCCGAGUUUGGGGAGAGUUGGCACGUGUAAACCAGGAGAAAGGGAAAGAGCUCGCGGCAGUUACUCAAGAUUGCUCAGAGAAGUUGGCUGCUCUCAAGAAAGAGAUCGUGGCCAAGGAGAACCUUGCCUUCCAGCGUGGCACCCAGCAAUAUCGGCUGCGCUACUUUCUUUCUUCAGAGGGUCACGCAUUCCUGCGCAUCAUGCUACUAGAGACCAUUACUGCAUUCGUUCGUACCCCCGAGUUACUGAAUGCUGCAGCUCCGGCGCUGCAAUGGCUUGUCAAAGAGUCAACCCAGAUCACCCUUAACUUGAUCCAAGCUUCCCCUGAGCAAAGGGCCCUGUGUGAGAACGAGGCGGUGCUGAAUGCCAUCGACUCGGGUACUCUUGGAGGAAUUUUGGGUAUCAAUGUUGACUCACGACCAACUCCCGAAUGGUGGUUCCCUGUCAUAGACAAGGCUAUUAGCAUGUUUGUGACGGGCCGCGGCGCUGACCUUUCUGUUGAGCCUUUUAUUAGGACGCCUUAUCUGGAUGAGAUUCGUUCUCGUAUUCGAUCAGUUCGGGGUAACUACCCGGGUGGUGGGGUGUUCUAUGAGCCAGCUCUCGUAGUCGUAACGGCACCGACAUCUCCAGCGCAUGAGUCAGCGCAGCGUGAACCCUCCUGUGGGGAUGGCAGCGGUGAUACGGAUGAGGAGAUGCAGAUGGAGAAUCCCCCGACUCCGACCCCCAAUCCUUAGAUUCUGAAACGUUUCUGUUUUUGAUUUGAAAACUUUGUAUAUUCGUACUGAAAUUUUCAUUAACAACAAUUGGUGUAACUUGUUUGACUCUCGUAUGA